Molecule: messenger RNA, 2973 nt
Organism: Nematostella vectensis (starlet sea anemone)
Lineage: Eukaryota; Metazoa; Cnidaria; Anthozoa; Actiniaria; Edwardsiidae
Product: activating signal cointegrator 1 complex subunit 2
Exons: 12
Coding region: 122-2482 (786 amino acids)
Biological process (GO): regulation of DNA-templated transcription
Molecular function (GO): ubiquitin binding
Source: RefSeq, a predicted model, not a curated record
ACCGCUAGCUAAUAGCUUAUAGCGCGGGUUCAAAUAUGGCGGAAAUAGUGUGAUUUAUUUGUUGUUUUUCGUCGUAAAAAUGGAGCGGUUUAUAGUUAACUUUCAAUAGCUUUUUUUGAAUAUGCAAAAAGCUAAGGACCCAGAAGAGUGUGUCGCUCUUGAUCUCCAGGUCAGAGUAGUCACCAGCUCUACUCAUCAGGCAGAAGAAGUACCUGAACUCCACCCCACGUGGAUGCACAACGUCCAGUAUGUUGAGUAUGUGCCCAUUCCAGUACAAUACCCUGCAGGUAGUCUCACGCCUGUCAUCACAGAUGAAGCAAGUGUUGAGGAGUGGAGGGAGAGGGCUUCUUUCAUUGACGAGGACUUAAAGUGGCUCCUCUGCCUUCCACAUAAUGAGUUCUGGUGUCAGGUUAUAUUUGAUGAUACAUUAAAAAACUGCCUAGACUCCUACCUGCAGCAUGCUCCAAGAUGGUUUGAUGCAAGUAGUGUCGUCCCUCGGGAAGUUGAGCUGUUACAAAAGGGAAUACACCAUCGGGUGUUCAUGGUUUAUUUACGCAUGUCAACACACAAGGAGUCACAAAGUAAUUUCCUAACACCUGAAGUGUUUGGGGAUAUUCUGUAUAACCAUUUCCUGUUUGAUAUUCCCAAACUAAUGGACUUAUGUGCACUGUAUGGAGGUGAAAGCAACCAGAACAUGCCACUACUGAGAAAGAUGAUCGUGAACAUAUUCUCAAAACAGCCAAAGUACUAUGGAGACCUUGACGCAACCAUCCCAACCCUUGUAGAAACCCUCAACAACAUUCUCUCUAAAUGCGGGCUGGCAGAGAGCGCCACCAACUCCCCACAAAAACUGAGCGAACAGCCUCGAGACCCAGGCCAAAACCUUACAACUCAAGACACAAGAGACCUAGUGUCCUACAUACUGGACAUUGGGCACACACUCACGGCAUUCAUGGAAACGUUCCCUUUGGCCUGUCAAUCAUUUCAUCGGCAGGGCCUGGUUCAAAUCAUAGCGGGGUUCUUUGAAAAGGUCAUGCCCUGUUUGCGGGAUUGCCUGGUGGCAGCAGAGUUGAAGCCGUUGCGGCAGCAGCUCCACCGUGCCAAGAUGGCGCUGGUUGCUGUUUGUAACAUGGUCAUCAGGGCGUGUUGUAUCGAGCCCAUCGUGGCAAGUAAGUACUCGACGAGUCCACAAGCCGCCGACGAGCUACACGGCCACGUGGAGGACUAUCUCCAGAUCCUCACGUCCGUACUAACGGAGCGAAGGUUCGUUAGCUGGUACGAUGCGCGCUACAGCGUGGAGUCAGAGCUGAUUACCAUAAAGGAGGCUCCUGGCGCAUGUCUGGACGAGACGCGCCUGCAGUAUAUAGUACAGGCGGUCAGCGGUGCCCGUGAGGCUCACCCUGUAAGGUCACGCGCAGAGUUGACUCGAGUGGAACGGAAUCCCGACCGUGAGGAGCCGAUAGUUAACGGAAAUUCACCAAUAAGAGACCAGAAUCAACAACAAGAUAAAUCACCUGUUAGUCCUGAUGCUGAGAGUAAAGAUUCAUCGGCCUCUCCCUCGCCCCACCCUGCCGACAUGGACGAGGUUCAGCUUGACUCCAUGGUAACCAGCGUGCGAGACCUGCUCCCGGAACUAGGCGACGGCUUCGUCAUUAAGUGUCUGCAGCACUUUAACUACAGCAUAGAGCAAGUUGUCAACUCUAUACUCGAGAAUAGCAUCCCAUCCCCUCUCGAUUCGCUGGACCGCAACAUGCCAAAGGCACAAGCCUUGAGGCGCGAGCCCAAACCAGCCACCCUCAUCUCCACAAGACACUCCGUCUUCGACAAGGACGAGUUCGAUGUCCUAUCACGGGGGACAGACAUCGACCUCUCACGGGUACACAAGGGCAAGAAACGCGACACAAGCAACCUCGGCACGCUAUUGGCUGAUAAGAGUCAUGUGACGGAGGCCGUGAAGGAGCGGUUGAGCCGGUAUGACGUGUAUGGCCGGUUUGACGGGAUUGACGAGUAUGAUGAUGAGUACGAUGAUACGUAUGACUCGCACGAGGUUGGCGCUCAAGAUGACGACUCAGCGGACGAGCUCACGCUAAGGAGGCCCUUCACCAUACCUCGCGUCUUGCGAGUGCCACAGGCUGACCAAGAGGAAAGUGAAGAAGAGGACGAGGAUAACUCCGAAGAACAGCGGCAACCAAGUCCUGAAAGUUCCCAGAAUGGCGGGGAAGAGAACCAGGGGCGGGACAAGCAGCGCCCUGAUAGGCAGGGUGGAAAGGAAAGGGGCCAAAACAAGACCGAUAAUAAAGGGCCUAAGGCACAAAAGGCGAACAAAGGAACUAAAGGGCCUAAGGGUUCUCCACCGGAUGCGAAGACGCUACGGGCCAGAGCACAGAAAGAGAAGCAUAAAGGCCAACGAGCAAACCAUAACCGCAAGGCAGGAGCUGAGUGGAAGCGCAACAAAGGAAUGGGGGCACUUCCGCCCCAGUGAUACAAUGUACUUUCGGCACUUCCGCCACAGUGAAACAAUGUACUUCCGGCACUUCCGCCCCAGUGAUACAAUGUACUUCCGGCACUUCCGCCACAGUGAAACAAUGUACUUCCGGCACUUCCGCCACAGUGAAACAAUGUACUUCCGGCACUUCCGCCCCAGUGAUACAAUGUACUUCUGGCCCAAUGAUAUAUUUCACUUCCGGUUCAGUUGGAAAAAACGCUUCCGAUAAUGACGUACUUUAAUUUCGGAUUGGCAAUAAGCAAAUCACUUCCGAUCCAUUUUUGGUCCAUUAUAUGGAUAGAAAAAAGUACAAAGAAGACAUCAAUAACUAUGAUAUUUUCUCGUUAACUUUAUUUUGAAAUUGUAGAUGUUUCACAAUUACAAUACCCAUAAUUUAAUGAAGAUAAAUGCUUCAUUGAAAAACCCACAACAAUACUGACAAAAAAAAUAAAAAUAAAAAUAAAAAACGCAUGUGUUUUACAGAACUA